AUGCCAGGUAGCCCCAAGAAAAGGAAAACGAAGUGGAAAGCUAUGGAUUCCGACCUCAAAGCACCUGAAGGGCAAGAAGGUGUGGUGAAGAGAGCGCGUGCUCAGGCUGGGUCAACCACCAAUCAAGUGGAUGAGUCGCAACACCCUCGACGGUCAGGACAUCCAGGCGCUGGGAAGGGAGGUAGAGACACUCAGCUGGAGAAAAUUGGCGCCAUCUUGCAUGCCCCAACACAGACCAACCAAGCCAAGGGUAAUACAUCCCUUGAUCCGAACAUUCCUGCAAAUCCUCUUGCUCCAGAACCGCCUCGAAAGGGUCGCGGAAGCCGUUCCAAGAAGAAGCAGCCUCCUCCACCAUAUAGCCCCUCGGAGACGUUAGAUGUAGUGACCUCAAAAUCAUGCUCAAAGAACAAGACUCCUGUCUCUCUUGCCCCGAGCUCUGAGUCAUUUAACAGUCAACCAGCUUUUGCACCAUGUGAAGCUGGCGGCCGAUAUGGAUUUUUGCCCCCAAUCGCUUCCAUCGUCCCCCCCGGCACGGAACCAAAUAUUAAUGCAUUAAAUAAUGCCAUCAUGGCCAAUGCUAGGAGGCUCCAUGCACUGUCUACUCCCGACACCUCCCAAAGUCAGACUCCCAUUGGUACCUCUAACUUGUCCCAAUCUCAAGCUCGUGUUUCUGAAACUCACCAUCCAAUCACUGCUCCUCGCACCAAAGAUCCAGUACCUUCCAAGACAACUUCAACUACUGCAAUGCUAUCAAACACCAACUUCUAUGAUAAUUUGGAUCCUGCCCUCCGGUUGAGUGCACCACCAAAUCCAGAUUCUGAAGAGUCAAGCAUGUCGAAGGAUGGGGAUUCAUCUAGUUCAGAUGAAGGUGGUGAAGAUGAGCAGAUCAGUUGGGGAGAAGUUCGUUUUUCAAGGGAAGAACUACCAUCCCAAUCUCAAGUGGCGACUGCGCUGCCAACCAAUUUCGAAUUCCAGCACUCACACGACAAAGAUGACCAAGUGGCUGAGAGAGUUUUGGCGGUUGAUGGUGAUUUAAGUGAGAGUAGUGCGGCGACAGAUCAAGAGAGUGCUCCCCAGCCAGACGAUGUCUUGAGAGCUCACCACGAGAGAAACGGCUAUCCCCGCCUUCCUGACCCCGCCCUUCUAGAACUUCUCCGCUCUGCUGAGAAUCGGAAAUUGAAAUUGAAUGCGGAAAACACAUCCGAUGAUGAAGGGCCCAAAGCUUCUCAACUGGGAUGGUAUAGUUCGCGCUGGAAGAGUUUUCUUGAAGAUGUGAAGGGGGAGUGUCGCACCCAGCAAGCAUUAGAAAAUCCAUUUCCAAGCCUUGUUGUUGACAUGCCGGUCUCAAUCACUGAAUGUCUUUCAGCAUCCCUCGUGCAAUGGCUCAAAACCAGCCACCAAGUUGACGCUGGUGUGUGGCCCAAACACAAACCAGACAUGGCGAGGCUGUUGUAUGAUGACCUGGCAACUUGGCGUUCUGAGCUCAAAAAAAUCGUCAUUGCUAUCGCACCUUCUGCAUAUGGCCUUGUCCCACCAGCUGAUAUUCCCAUUCAAGAACACGCAGCUUGGGUUGAAGCUGCCGCUGCAGAUUUGCUGGACGAUGGCAAGUUUUUGCGCUAUGGACUGGACAAUUUAGGGAAAACAAGGAACUUCGCUCACCCCGCAUUUUUUGAAGCUAUCAUUCUCUUCAUGUAUACCAGAACUUAUUGCAUUGCUCGUAGGCAACCAGAUAUUUUUCGGAAACAGGUACCAUUGAAGUGUUUGGCUCUCAUUUGUACAGCAUUCCACUGCAUCCUGCAAGGCCUCGCGAAACACGGCAAUGGCAAGCUCUAUCCGAAGUUUACCGCCAAGGAGUACAAGACUGUUUAUAUGGCAAUGCUUGGUCUACUCAAAAACAUCAAGAACAAUCCUUAUCACGGUCCGAAGCUGAUGCAUCAGCUUCAUGAAUGGGCUCAAGUCGGAUGGGUGGAGGCAUCCAAACACGACAGCAUCAACACAUCAAAGCACCAUAACCUACGGGUGCAGCUUGAUUGA
This is a messenger RNA of Suillus discolor, 2034 nucleotides long. RefSeq lists its product as uncharacterized. The record is from RefSeq and is a predicted model, not a curated record. The transcript is spliced from 10 exons. Lineage: Eukaryota; Fungi; Basidiomycota; Agaricomycetes; Boletales; Suillaceae. Bases 1 to 2034 code for a protein of 677 amino acids.